Molecule: messenger RNA, 1254 nt
Organism: Saccoglossus kowalevskii
Lineage: Eukaryota; Metazoa; Hemichordata; Enteropneusta; Harrimaniidae
Product: G2/M phase-specific E3 ubiquitin-protein ligase-like
Molecular function (GO): ubiquitin-protein transferase activity
Source: RefSeq, a predicted model, not a curated record
AUGCCUGGACCAUCAGGUGCAUACGAUAAAAAUGGUGCUGAUGGUGUGUAUGCUUCCUUAUUCAGAGAUGAAAAGGUUUGUCACAUAUCUGAUACAGAAGAUGUUCAAAAGUUAUCUCAAACAUCACCCCUUGAGGAUAUAUUGAGUAUAUUAGCUGAACAAAUUAACCUUGAUACAAUAUCAAAGUUUAACAUUUCAAGAAACCAGCUAUUUGAUUGUGUCAAAAGAGGACUCAAGCGCAAGUCAUUCAGUCCGUUUAACAAAAUUUCUGUUAAAUUCACUGAUGAUGAGGGCUCUUCAGAAGGUGCUGUUGAUGAAGGUGGCCCAAUGCGGGAAAUGUUGGCUUUGACUAUGAACCAUAUUGUAGGAUCCCAUCUGUUAGAUGGUACUUCAACUACCAAGUUUCUUACAUGCAUUAGUAAAUCUGUUGAUGAAAAUGAAUAUUAUUUGGUAGGCCAAAUAAUUGCUAUGUCAUUGGUUCAUGGAGGUCGUGCACCCCACUGUUUUGCAGACCAUUUUUUCAAUGUGAUAGUACAUGGAACAGAGUCAGUAAAACAUACAACAGAAGAUCUUCCUGUGGGUUCUGCAGUGAAAGACGAUUUGCUCAAACUGAGGAAUGUUAAUGUUGAAGAAGCAAACAGUGUUAUAAGCGGAACUCUAGAAAAUCUACUAGAACUUGCAGGUACAUGGAAGCACAUUCAAAGUGAAGAUGACAAGGAAAACGUUAUUCGGGACACUAUCAAAUGGUACCUAUUUGGGAGAACAAAAACAGCUCUAGACCAAUUCAAGAAUGGUCUCUCUACCCUUGGUGUAUUGGCAGCAAUCCAAGAGUAUCCCUCUGUCUUCAAGCCAGCAUUUUGUUAUGAGGCUGUACCACUCACUGCUGCGACAUUUGCAGUAUCCGAGAAAGUUGUUAUUACAAGAAGUGAAAAUGGAUCAACUGCAUAUAAUGUAGAAAGCAGAGUACUUGCCCACUGGGCAGAUUUUCUACAAGAUGUGGAAGAAAGUGAAUCUCAGCUAACUCUUGCACAAAUUCUUAUGUUCAGUACAGGCUGUUGUGAGUUUGUUUUCGGGUUGCAACUGGAAGUACAGUUCCUUCAUGAGAAAGAAGCAGAUGAAAUGCAUUCAAAGUUUCCAAAGACCAAUACUUGUGCUGGUAUUCUUAGCUUACCAGUUGUUCACAAUACAUACAAUGAAUUCAAGAAUGCUAUGGAAUUUGGUAUUGCAAACGCCAAAGGUUUUGGUUGUGCCUAA